Boleophthalmus pectinirostris (great blue-spotted mudskipper) is the source of this 1792-nucleotide messenger RNA. It is a transcript of the gene prpf31, whose product is annotated as PRP31 pre-mRNA processing factor 31 homolog (yeast). The transcript has 14 exons. Gene Ontology annotation, biological process: spliceosomal tri-snRNP complex assembly; mRNA splicing, via spliceosome. Gene Ontology annotation, cellular component: U4 snRNP; U4/U6 x U5 tri-snRNP complex; precatalytic spliceosome. The coding region runs from base 161 to 1684 and encodes 507 amino acids. The record is from RefSeq and is a predicted model, not a curated record. NCBI's taxonomy places the organism in Eukaryota, Metazoa, Chordata, Actinopteri, Gobiiformes, Gobiidae.
AAUGUUGUUACGUAUUUAUCUUGCGACCAUUGAACGUCAGUGAAAUGCCACUUCUGAAAACAUUCAAACAUUGAGGAAGGAUUUACUCCCGUAAACACAUUUACCUGUGUCUAAGUGGGCCUGCAUUUUAUAGCCGAGGACAGAUUUAACCUCUAAGAAGAUGUCUCUGGCAGAUGAGCUCCUGGCAGAUUUGGAGGAGGCUGGAGAUGAGGGGGAGGACGGGCUGUACCCUGAGGGGGAGGAGGGGGACAGUGAUGGGGAGAGUGCACAGAGGGUGGAGGGAGGUCUGGAGGACAUCCCGGAGGAGGAGAUGGAGGUGGACUAUAGUAAAGCUGAGAGCGUCACGUCAAUUGCCAAGCUCCGCAACAGCAAACAGUUUUCAGAAAUCAUGGACAAAAUUUCAAAUUACAUAGGAAAACAGCGCAAAAAUUCAGAUGUGUCCGGACCAGUGGAAGCAGAUCCAGAAUACAGACUUAUUGUGGCUGCCAAUAAUCUGACAGUAGAGAUCGACAAUGAGCUAAAUAUUAUUCACAAGUUUACUCGAGACAAAUACUCCAAAAGGUUUCCAGAGCUUGAGUCUCUUGUCCCUGAUUCCUUAGAUUAUAUCCGAACUGUGAAGGAACUUGGAAACAAUUUGGAAAAAUGCAAAAACAAUGCGAUACUACAGCAAAUUCUCACUAAUGCCACAAUCAUGGUGGUCAGCGUGACGGCUUCAACCACACAGGGGUCACAACUUACUGAAGAGGAACUGAAGCAGCUUGAAGAGGCUUGUGACAUGGCCUUGGAGUUGAACCAAUCAAAACACAGAAUCUAUGAAUACGUAGAGUCCAGGAUGUCUUUCAUCGCCCCAAACCUGUCCAUCAUCGUGGGAGCAUCAACAGCUGCAAAAAUCAUGGGUAUCGCUGGAGGACUUACAAACCUGUCCAAAAUGCCGGCCUGUAAUUUAAUGCUUCUCGGAGCCCAGAGGAAAACUUUGUCUGGUUUCAGCAGCACCUCUCUACUGCCUCACACUGGCUUCAUAUAUCACUGCGACGUUGUUCAGUCUCUGCCACCUGAUCUUAGAAGGAAAGCUGCUCGUCUUGUAUCUGCAAAGUGUACCCUGGCAGCAAGAGUUGACAGUUUUCAUGAGAGUUCUGAUGGCAAAGUUGGUUAUGAUCUCAAAGAAGAAAUUGAGAGAAAAUUUGAUAAAUGGCAAGAGCCACCACCAGUCAAGCAAGUGAAGCCCCUCCCAGCCCCCCUGGAUGGACAGAGGAAGAAGAGAGGAGGAAGGAGGUAUCGAAAGAUGAAGGAGCGACUUGGACUCACUGAGAUUAGAAAACAUGCCAACAGGAUGACCUUUGCAGAGAUUGAAGAUGACGCUUAUCAGGAGGACCUGGGCUUCAGUCUGGGACAGCUGGGGAAGAGCGGCAGUGGGCGUGUCCGACAGGCUCAGGUCAACGAGGCCACGAAGGCCAGAAUCUCCAAGUCUCUCCAGAGGACGUUACAGAAACAGAGCAUGACGUAUGGAGGGAAGUCGACCGUCAGGGACCGCUCCUCGGGCACCAGCUCCAGUGUGGCCUUCACUCCUCUGCAGGGGCUGGAGAUUGUGAACCCACAGGCUGCAGAGAAAAAGGUGGCUGAGGCAAACCAGAAGUAUUUCUCUAACAUGGCAGAGUUCCUCAAAGUUAAGAAGGAUGCCAAGUAAACAGGCGUGGCCAACUGCUCAUUGUAACAGUUUUUUGUUUUCUAAACGUCUUUAGUUUUUAUUUGUACAACUUGUGUUUUUAAUAAACUUGUGUUUUGUACACUGAAA